UCUGGUUAGACUCUAUUCUACAGGGCGAUGCGCGCCCCCGCGACUCGCUGUAGAAAACAAAGCGUCUUCCAUUACAGCAGGAGCUGCAGCCCCCGGGAUCAUCAGUCAGUCACACCGGAUAAACCUCUCGAAUAUGGAUAUACAGUGGAAGUAGUGUAUUAACAAACCGAGCCUGCCGGGCUAGGGGGCCGACGAGACAUCGGAGAACCGACGACACAGCGUCAGUCUUUCCUCGGGUCUUUGUCCCUCCACCAUCACCGCGAUCUCUCCUGCGAGCUUGUUCAGCUAGUGCUUACUAGCUGAGGCUAGGACGUGUCGCCAUGUUGUCGUUUAAAAGUAACUACUAGGGACGCCUGUCUCCGACGGAACCGCAGAAGACAUCUCCACGGUCCCAGCGGGUUGUCAUCGGGACCGUAUUCGGUGUUCUCCCCGGACCCAGGUGACCAGGUGUCGGCGGGAUGGCGGAGCAGGGCUACACCUCCUGGGCAUACUCCCUGGUGGACUCAAGCCAGGUUUCUACGUUCCUCAUCUCCAUCCUCCUAAUAGUUUAUGGCAGCUUCAGGUCAUUAAACAUGGACUGUGAGAACCAGGAGAAGGAUAAGGAUGGAAACCCAACCGCACCAGGAACCUUCAACAAUGGAGGCACAAACAACAGCAUUUUCCCAGGUAUUCAGACCAUCGACUCCACGCAGGCUCUGUUCCUGCCCAUAGGAGCCUCGGUGUCUCUGCUCGUCAUGUUCUUCUUCUUCGACUCGGUACAGGUGGUCUUCACCAUCUGCACUGCAGUUCUUGCAACAAUCGCAUUUGCGUUCCUUUUGUUGCCAAUGUGCCAGUACCUGACUAGGCCAUGCUCACCACAGAACAACAGGAUCUCCUUCGGGUGCUGCGGGCGAUUCACCCUCGCUGAGCUCCUGUCCUUCUCCCUCUCAGUCCUGCUGGUGCUCAUCUGGGUGCUCACCGGACACUGGCUGCUCAUGGAUGCUCUGGCAAUGGGCCUCUGCGUGGCCAUGAUCGCCUUUGUGCGGCUCCCCAGUCUCAAGGUGUCCUGCCUGCUGCUGUCUGGCCUGCUCAUCUAUGACGUCUUCUGGGUGUUCUUCUCCGCCUACAUCUUCAACAGCAACGUGAUGGUGAAGGUGGCCACGCAGCCCGCGGAGAACCCCAUCGACGUCCUGUCCAGGAAGCUGCACCUGGGGCCAGGCAUGGGCCGCGACGUCCCGCGCCUCUCCCUGCCCGGCAAGCUGGUCUUCCCCAGCUCCACGGGGAGCCACUUCUCCAUGCUGGGGAUCGGGGACAUCGUGAUGCCGGGGCUGCUGCUGUGCUUUGUGCUGCGCUACGACAACUACAAGAAGCAGGCCAACGCGGAGUCGGCCACGCCCGGCCGCAUGCAGAGGGUCUCCUACUUCCACUGCACCCUCGUCGGAUACUUUGUUGGGCUCUUGACCGCCACGGUGGCGUCCAGAAUCCACCGCGCGGCCCAGCCGGCCCUCCUCUACCUGGUGCCCUUCACCCUCCUGCCUCUGCUCACCAUGGCCUACCUAAAGGGGGACUUGCGGCGCAUGUGGUCGGAGCCCUUCCACACCAAGGCCAGCAGCUCCCGCUUCCUGGAAGUAUGAUGCAGUCCUGCGGCCCACCCAGCGCCCCCAUGGGAGGAAGGACCCUCCCUCACCCCCCCACCC
This is a messenger RNA of Gadus chalcogrammus (walleye pollock), 1676 nucleotides long. It is a transcript of the gene sppl3, whose product is annotated as signal peptide peptidase 3. The coding region runs from base 459 to 1613 and encodes 384 amino acids. Gene Ontology annotation, cellular component: Golgi-associated vesicle membrane; lumenal side of endoplasmic reticulum membrane; cytoplasmic side of endoplasmic reticulum membrane. Gene Ontology annotation, biological process: membrane protein proteolysis. The record is from RefSeq and is a predicted model, not a curated record. Gene Ontology annotation, molecular function: aspartic endopeptidase activity, intramembrane cleaving. Lineage: Eukaryota; Metazoa; Chordata; Actinopteri; Gadiformes; Gadidae. The transcript is spliced from 11 exons.